This is a messenger RNA of Nerophis lumbriciformis (worm pipefish), 3627 nucleotides long. Lineage: Eukaryota; Metazoa; Chordata; Actinopteri; Syngnathiformes; Syngnathidae. The record is from RefSeq and is a predicted model, not a curated record.
AGGGAGGAUGAAGACAAUGAGGAACAAUCAUUGGCUGAGCAAAAAGAAGAUGACGAAGAUUGGGAGAAAGCAUUUUCCGUCCAGUACUUUUCUGACAUCAUCAGUGAAUCCGCUUCUACCAACGGAGAAAGGAUGGGCCGAAACUACACAGAAAAAGAUUUUGAGUAUCAUAGGCACACAGUUCAUCACAUCCAUCACCCCCUCUCCACCCACUUGCCCGUACCCCAGCGAUUACGCAAGAAGGUGCGCGGCCCGGAACGCCGGCGCAAAAAGAAACGGAGGAAAAGAAAGACAUCCCUGCCACCCUCAGAUGUCACACCCACCAUCCACGAGGUAGAUGAGGAGGAGGCCGAGUUGGAAAUAGAUACGCAGGCGGCGCCCGCGGCCACCGAGAUAGCUGACAUUGAAGCACAGUUUAGUUUGGAGAGUCAAGAUCACUUGGAGGAAGCUAUUCCAAUCGCCACCGUCCACAUGGAAAAUGAAAAGCAGAAACGCACGCUAACUCUCAAGAGGGAUUUUCACGGGGGAGGGUAUGAUGUCAUUGAGCACCAUGAAGAGGAUGGAAAGGAGGAGGCGUCUUGCGACAGCGUCACCUCAGCACGGGUGUCUGCCGCUGCCACCACAACUCCGAGCUGGUUCUGCCGCAAACCCGCCCACCAUCGCGUGACUGGCACCCAGCGCUGCAACUACGAUCUAAGGGAGCGGAUUUGCAUCGGCAGCAUGACCGCGGUUGAGACUGCUGUCUAUCAACAAGUGCCGACUGAUGAAGCCGAAGCCCAAAUGUUGGCCAGUGUUGACUUGGAUGACAUGAAAAGUCACAGAUUUGAAGACAACCCCGGGGUAAGACGUCACUUAGUGAAGAAGUCCUCCCGAUUCCAGAUUGGCCGUACAAGCAAUAGUUCCACUCCACUGUGCAGCAUAAAGAAGAAGAAACGAGCAUCGGACAAGAAGACUCACGAGUUGUUUGUGGAGCUGAAUGAGUUGAUUGUGGAGAAGGACCAUGAAAUGCGUUGGAAGGAGCGUGCCCGCUGGAUCAAGUUUGAGGAAGAUGUCGAGGAGGAAACUGACCGCUGGGGCAAACCUCACGUGGCUUCACUUUCGUUUCGCAGUUUACUGGAGCUUCGUCGCACGAUCACGCAUGGUGCCAUCCUUUUGGAUUUGGAGCAAAACUCCCUGCCUGGAAUCGCCCAUUUGGUGGUGGAGACGAUGAUCAUCUCUGAUCAGAUUAGACCUGAAGACAGAUCCUGCGUUCUCAGAGCUCUGUUGCUCAAACACAGCCAUCCAAGCGACAUGAAGCAUCGUUUUCAUCGCCACCACUCAUCGACCAGUCUUCAUGGCAGUUUUAAUCACAACCAUGUCCAGGACACCAACCUGCCCCUUGUUGCUGAAGAAAUGGAAGAACAACAGGAUGGCAAAGGACCCAUGUAUGACCCCAAACAGGAUAAAUCCCUCCACCCCGUAUCUCCGGAGAGCCAUCCAGCGGCGGCCAGAUCUUUGAAACUACUCGCCAAGAUACCAAGAGAUGCUGAAGCGGUUAUUGUUUUAGUUGGCUGCGUUGAAUUCCUGGAGCAGCCAGCAAUGGCCUUCGUACGUCUGAAUGAGGCUGUGCUUUUGGAGUCGGUGUUGGAGGUCCCAGUUCCUGUUCGCUUUCUUUUUGUCUUACUUGGUCCGAGUCAGUCAAAUGUGGACUACCAUGAGAUUGGACGUUCCUUCUCAACCCUCAUGUCUGAUAAGAACUUCCACGAGGUGGCUUACUUCGCCGACAACAGACAGGACCUUCUAAACGGUAUCAACGAAUUCCUGGACUACAGCAUUGUCAUUCCUCCAUCAGACGUGGAGGGGAAAGACCUCUUGAAGACAGUUGCUGACUUCCAGAAACAAAUGCUGCGUAAACGGAAGGAAAGGGAGCUAAAGAAGCACCACUCCUCAUCUGGUAUGGAGCAGAACAACAAAGAUAUAACUCAAGAAGAGGAGGAGGAUGGAGACCAAGAGAUUGACCCAUUGAAGCGUUCCGGGAUCCCUUUUGGAGGACUGAUCCAUGACAUCCGGCGCCGCUACCCGAACUAUGUCAGUGACUUGAAAGAUGCUGUGGACAUGCAGUGCGUCGCUGCUGUUAUCUUCAUUUACUUUGCUGCAUUGUCACCUACUAUUACCUUUGGGGGUUUGCUAGGGGAAAAAACAGAAGGCAUGAUGGGAGUAACUGAACUGAUUGUUUCCACUGCAACACUUGGAGUUAUAUUCUCACUACUGGCUGGUCAGCCUCUUCUCAUUAUAGGAUUCUCUGGACCUUUACUAGUGUUUGAGGAAGCAUUCUACAAGUUCUGUCAGGCCUACAAUUUUGAAUAUCUGACCGGUCGUGUGUGGAUCGGCUUCUGGCUCGUCUUCAUUGUCCUGGUGAUCGUGGCGGCGGAGGGCAGCUUUCUUGUUCGCUUCAUCUCACCCUUCACUCAAGAGAUAUUUGCUUUUCUGAUCUCCCUCAUCUUCAUCUACGAGACUUUCUCUAAGCUCCUAAAGGUGUUUCAAGAGCAUCCGUUAAUGUCAUGGUACCCUGGACUCCCAACCCCUCCGUCUGAGCAGCAGGAUGUCCAGAACCAACCCAACACUGCUUUGCUCUCUCUGGUCCUCAUGAUGGGCACUUUCUUUCUGGCUUUCUUCCUCAGAAAGUUCAGAAACAGUCGUUUUUUAGGUGGCAAGGCAAGAAGAAUCAUUGGGGACUUUGGCAUUCCCAUUUCAAUUUUAAUUUCUGUGUUUGUGGACUACUCAAUCACAGACACCUACACACAGAAACUCGACGUGCCAUCCGGCUUUUCAGUCACUUCUCCUACCAAGAGGGGUUGGUUCAUCAGUCCCUUUGGUGACAAGCAGCCCUUCCCCACUUGGAUGAUGGGAGCGUCCGUUGUACCCGCCCUUCUAGUAUUCAUCCUCAUUUUUAUGGAAACUCAAAUCACUUCCCUGAUUGUCAGUAAGAAGGAACGUCGUCUGGUGAAAGGUUCAGGGUUCCACCUGGAUUUGCUGCUCAUCGUCAUUCUCGGAGCAUUCUGCCCACUCUUUGGCCUGCCUUGGCUAACAGCAGCCACGGUGCGCUCGGUCACGCAUGUCAAUGCCCUCACUGUCAUGAGCAAGGCCACGGCGCCUGGAGAGAAGCCCAUGAUUCAAGAAGUCAAAGAACAGAGACUGACAGGGCUUUUUGUCGCUGUGCUUGUUGGUAUGUCCAUCGUGAUGACUGAUGUUCUGCGCCUCAUCCCUCUUGCUGUGCUCUUUGGUAUUUUCUUGUACAUGGGGGUCACCUCUCUGACGGGGAUUCAGUUAUACGAACGCAUCACGCUCAUGGUCACGCCGGCGAAGCACCACCCUGACCACAUUUACGUCACCAAGGUGAAGACCUGGCGUAUGAACAUGUUCACCCUCAUUCAGCUGGGCUGCAUUGUGGCACUGUGGGUGGUGAAGUCCACCGCUGCUUCCCUGGCAUUCCCCUUCGUCCUCAUCAUGACGGUGCCGUUGCGCCGCGUCAUCCUCUCCAGGAUUUUUGAGGAACGUGAGCUCCAGGCGCUGGACUGCGAUGAGGACUCGCCCAACUUCGACGAAGACGGACGGGAUGAGUACAACGAGAUUCACAUGCUUGUAUAA